AUGAGUUUUGAAAUUGAAGGCAGAGAACCCAAAAACGCAAAACGCAGAGAACCUAAAAACGCAAAACACAGAGAACCCAAAAACGCAGAAGCCAUCGCUGCCAAAAACGAAACCCUCGCCGCGCCACCAUCACCGCACCAUCAGCUCGCCCUUCGGUUCAUCCCCUACGAAGCCGUGGACAGGGACUGUCACGCCGCGGACAGGGACCGCACGCCGCGGACAACCUCCCACCUCCACGAACACGGACCGUCACACCGUGGAGAUCAAAUCGCGUCUAAACCUGAAAAGAAACAAGGGAAGAAGAGAUCUCGCCGCCACCUUGCUCUGACCUCGCCACGACCUCACCAUGCCUCGCCGCCACCUCGCCAUGCCUCGCCGCCACCUCGCCAUGCCUCGCCGCCACCUCGUAAUGCCUCGCCGCACUCGCCGCCAACGUUAAGUUGCUUCUGGGUUUCGUGGAGGUGGGAGGAUAAGCAAGGGGAAAGCGAAUGCGUGCUCUGGUUGCAAGUGAAAGGUUUAUGUUGGAUGCGUGCUUCUGGUGCAUUUCGAAAGGUUUAUGCCUCGGGAUUGCGUACAUCAAUACGUAGACAAGACCAAGGUGCUGAAGAAUAUUAUUUCUUUAGAUAUGGAUAUGGAUAUACAUCACGAUUAAUUGCGUUGGGACACUAUGUUAUACCAUACUUCACAGUUAGAUAUGUUGUUGGGACGAUAUUGUUUAUUGUUUUUUUGGUAUACAAGUGGAGAAGAAGACAUUCCUCGGCAUAUGAAAAUAUUGAAAAUUAUUUACACCAAAAUAGUUUGAUGCCUAUUCGAUACUCAUACAAGGAGAUUAAAAGGAUGACCAAAGGUUUCAAUGAAAAAUUGGGUGAAGGAGGUUAUGGUUAUGUAUUCAACGGAAAGUUGCGUAGUGGACCAUGUGUUGCCAUAAAAAUGUUACGAAAAUCAAAAGGUAAAGGAGAAGAUUUUAUCAAUGAAGUUGCAACAAUUGAAAGAAUACAUCACCAAAAUGUAGUACAUUUAAUUGGAUAUUGUCCUGAGGGCUCAAAACGUGCUCUUGUUUAUGAGUUCAUGUCCAAUGAAUCUCUUGACAAGUUUAUAUUUUCUAAAGAAGGAAAUCUACAUUUAACCUAUGACACAAUACAUGAUAUAACAAUUGGAGUAGCACGUGGAAUUUCAUAUCUACAUCAUGGGUGUGAGAUGCAGAUUUUGCAUUUUGACAUCAAACCCCACAACAUCCUGCUUGAUGAAAAAUUCACUCCAAAGAUAUCUGAUUUUGGAUUAGCAAAACUAUAUUCAACAGAUAAAAGUGUUGUGACUAUGACAGCAACAAGAGGAACAAUUGGAUACAUGGCUCUGGAGUUGUUUUAUAAAAAUGUCGGAAGAAUGUCAUAUAAGUCUGAUGUUUAUAGCUUUGGAAUGUUUUUGAUGGAAAUAGCAAACAAGAGGAAAAACCUAAACCCCCAUGCAGAGCAUUCAAGCCAACUUUACUUUCCCUUUUGGAUUUAUGAUCAACUUGACAAAGGGAAAAAUAUAGAAAUGGAAGAUGUCACCGAGAAUGAGAACAAAAUUGUAAAAAAGAUGAUCAUAGUUUCACUUUGGUGUAUACAAUUGAAACCAAAUGAUGGUCCUUCCAUGAAUAAAGUAGUGAAAAUGCUUGAAGGACACAUUACAAACUUAAAAUUACCUCCAAAGCCUUCUCUAUAUCCACAUGACACAUUGGAAGAUGGUGAAAGAAUAUUCUGUAACCAAACAACAUUGUCCCACUUUGUUGGUUCUUCAAGUUUAUCCAGAGAAGAAAGAUUGCCUCUAAUGUUACCUUAGA
This is a messenger RNA of Vigna angularis (adzuki bean), 1822 nucleotides long. Its product is annotated as rust resistance kinase Lr10-like. The transcript is spliced from 3 exons. The record is from RefSeq and is a predicted model, not a curated record. Gene Ontology annotation, biological process: protein phosphorylation. The coding region runs from base 1 to 1821 and encodes 606 amino acids. NCBI's taxonomy places the organism in Eukaryota, Viridiplantae, Streptophyta, Magnoliopsida, Fabales, Fabaceae. Gene Ontology annotation, molecular function: protein kinase activity; ATP binding.